UGGUAAAGAGGGAAAAAAGAAACUCCCUAUUUUAUCCUCCCCCGACAGCUCUCGGAGCCCGUGAAGUUUGCUCAACCUCCAUAGCCAGAGCCCAGAACACCUGCAUCAAUAUUCUCUCUCUCACUCUACUCGCAGAGCAAUGGUGUCGACCAGUGCUUUCACAGCUAAAAUUUCCAGCUUGAACGGAGCGACUGACUGGAAAAGGCCUUCCUCGACGUCGCUUUCCUUCUUUGCUCCAAAGAGUGUUUCAUGCAUUUCGAGGAAAUAUGGUGUGUUUUGGCACUAUUUUGUCCCAAAAAAAGAGCCGAAUGUAUCACAUUAUGAUAGCAAAUUGGGUAACAGGAAUAAAUUCAGAAAUACUGUUGUCAGAUCUGAACUUGCUGAAUCUGGAUCACCAAGUGUUGCCUAUCCAGUAUCAGAACUUCAACUGGAUCCAAAAAUUAGAGGAAUUUGCUUUUAUGCCGUCACUGCUCUCGCAGCAAUUUUUCUAAUUCUACCAAUGAUUGUACUGCAUCCUUUUGUGCUCUUGUUGGAUCGACACCGCAGAAAAUUUCAUCACCUUAUUGCUAAAAUUUGGGCAACUUUAACCAUUACUCCAUUCCUUAAUGUCAAAUAUGAGGGAUUGGAUAAUCUGCCUGCACCAGAUGCACCUGCUGUGUAUGUUUCCAACCACCAGAGUUUUUUAGACAUAUACACUCUUCUCACUCUUGGGAGAAGCUUUAAGUUCAUCAGCAAGAGAGCAAUUUUCCUCUUUCCUAUUGUUGGUUGGGCCAUGUUUCUGCUCGGUAUUAUUCCUUUGAAGCGAAUGGACAACAGAAGUCAGUUGGACUGUCUAAAACGUUGCAUUGAUCUCGUCAAGAAGGGUGCAUCUGUCUUUUUCUUCCCAGAGGGGACUCGAAGUAAAGAUGGAAAAUUAGCUGCUUUCAAGAGAGGUGCAUUCAGUAUUGCUGCCAAAACCAGAGCUCCAGUUAUACCAAUUACUCUCAUGGGAACUGGAAAAAUCAUGCCUGCGGGAAUGGAGGCUAUAUUAAAUCGAGGAGCUGUGAAAGUUGUUAUUCACAAGCCUAUAGAAGGAACUGAUGCAGACGUACUUUGCAAUGAAGCUAGAAGCACGAUUGCUGAGGUGCUUAGCAACCGAGGCAAAUGAAUUGCCAUAGAUGCUGUCUGAUGUUCACAGCCCAUUGUACCCCUUUGUGUGGAUGGAAGAAAUAUUAUCUUAAAGGUUAAAAUUCAUUAGCCUGUUUCUUUCAGCCUACAUUUACUUUACUGUUUCACCUAUGCAACAAUAAUGCUGUCUUCGCCUGUUAUUUUAAAGUUUAGAAUUCGUCAACAUGUUUCCUUUAACCUACUUUGGGUGAGUUUUUCAUCAACGCAGCAGUAAUUCUGCAGGAGCUUAUGAAAAUAAUCUUAGUUCUUUUAGAA
Malania oleifera is the source of this 1422-nucleotide messenger RNA. Its product is annotated as 1-acyl-sn-glycerol-3-phosphate acyltransferase BAT2, chloroplastic. NCBI's taxonomy places the organism in Eukaryota, Viridiplantae, Streptophyta, Magnoliopsida, Santalales, Ximeniaceae. Gene Ontology annotation, molecular function: 1-acylglycerol-3-phosphate O-acyltransferase activity. The record is from RefSeq and is a predicted model, not a curated record. The coding region runs from base 140 to 1147 and encodes 335 amino acids. Gene Ontology annotation, biological process: phosphatidic acid biosynthetic process. The transcript has 5 exons.